GCUGAUGUGAUGAUAGCAGUGGAGCGCUAAAGUUCAGGAGGUGAUUAACUAGUAAAUUUAAGGUCGUUGUAUUUCUUCAGAAAGGGGGCAGGAGGUGGAGAAAUUAAUUCAUAUUGUCCAUUCCUUAAUUCCUCUGUGAUGAGGAGCUGAAAUUAGCUCUGAUUAGCUUAUUGUUAUUUUUCCGUUCCGCCUUAAAUGCUGCAGCCCGCAGCCACCUGUAGCGUUAUUUAAGGUGGAACUGGAAAGUUAGCUAGUUAGCUAGCUAACAGUUACUGAAACUAACUACUAGCGAUCUUUUUUAUGCUUGUUAUGAAGCAUUCUGCCAUAAAACAUUGAAACUACACGUUAAUCUAAGGUAAUAUAGUGCUUGUUCUGCCAUCUUACCGGUGAUUCUCAAACACCUACGCUCUGUGUGUGUCUGGAAGAUCUCCAAAGGGACAAGCGCUAUCCCCAGGGUUGCCAGGUCCAACAAAAAUACCCAGCCCCAAAUCAGUCUAAAACCCGCCCCUCAGAAUCGAUUUUGGGACAUUUUAAAUCGAUUCUGAAUCGUAGUAAAUGAGAAUCAAGAUUCUUAUGUGAAUCGAUUUUUUGGCACACCUCUAAUUUCUAGCGCAGAAAAACGGGACGGAGAGUCUAAAAGCGGAGAGAGUGCGCAUUUCUAGCGCAGAAAAACGGGGCAAAAGUGUCUAAAAGCGGAGAGAGUGCGCAUUUCUAGCGCAGAAAAACGGGACGGAGAGUCUAAAAGCGGAGAGAGUGCGCAUUUCUAGCGCAGAAAAACGGGGUAGAAGAGUUUAAAAGCGGAGAGGGUGCACAUUUCUAUAGCAAAAAAAAACGGGGCAAAAGAGUCUAAAAGUUGCCUUAAUUAAGGAGUUUAUUAUUACGAGAAAAAUCUUAGUUUACACAACACUGUCAAAGAUAAAGAUAGUAAGUCAAGUAAAAUGGUGUGUAAAUGAAAUAAUCAGGAAAAAGAAUAUUAUUUAAAGUGGUAUAUUUCAUUUUAUUACAGAGUCUGUGGCCCGUGAUAUUUCUCUUUCUGGCCCCCAACAAAAAAAGUUUGGACACCCCUGCUGUAAAUCAUUGUAAUUUGUGGUGUCAUGACAUUGUAAUAAAUCUGAAAAUGCAAGACAAACUUACUGUAAAUCAGGGGUGUCCAAACUACGGCCCGCGGCCAUUUGCGGCCCGUUUCCUUUUUGUGGAGCGGCCCACGAGGUAUUUUAGAAAUAGAAUGAACGUUGGCCCGCUGUUAAGCAGGUUUUUAUAAUGUGAACGUUAUAAAGUUUGAACGCUAGGUGUCAGAAACGUGCCAAAGAGUCUAAAAGCGGAGAGGGUGCGCAUUUUUAGCGCAGAAAAACGGGGCAAAAGUGUCUAAAAGCGGAGAGAGUGCGCAUUUCUAGCGCAGAAAAACGGGACGGAGAGUCUAAAAGCGGAGAGAGUGCGCAUUUCUAGCGCAGAAAAACGGGGCAAAGAGUCUAAAAACGGAGAGAGUGCGCAUUUCUAGCGCAGAAAAACGGGGCAAAAGUGUCUAAAAGCGGAGAGAGUGCGCAUUUCUAGCGCAGAAAAACGGGACGGAGAGUCUAAAAGCGGAGAGAGUGCGCAUUUCUAGCGCAGAAAAACGGGGUAGAAGAGUUUAAAAGCGGAGAGGGUGCACAUUUCUAUAGCAAAAAAAAACGGGGCAAAAGAGUCUAAAAGUUGCCUUAAUUAAGGAGUUUAUUAUUACGAGAAAAAUCUUAGUUUACACAACACUGUCAAAGAUAAAGAUAGUAAGUCAAGUAAAAUGGUGUGUAAAUGAAAUAAUCAGGAAAAAGAAUAUUAUUUAAAGUGGUAUAUUUCAUUUUAUUACAGAGUCUGUGGCCCGUGAUAUUUCUCUUUCUGGCCCCCAACAAAAAAAGUUUGGACACCCCUGCUGUAAAUCAUUGUAAUUUGUGGUGUCAUGACAUUGUAAUAAAUCUGAAAAUGCAAGACAAACUUUAAGAAAAAUUCUUCCAUAGAUGUGAAGAAACUGAGUAAAUGGAAGCUAGACCCAAUUAAGACCAGUCAAAACAAUGUGCUUCAUGUAAUAUGACAAUUGCUUAGCAACCUAUAUAAUGUAUUAAUUGCUGAAGACAUGCCUAAUACUGGCUUUUCUGAAACUUCAACUGAGAAAAACAUACACAACAGUAAAACUCACUUUCUCGAAGCCCUUAAAACAGACAUAGAAGGCUUGUAAAGAACAUUACACAGAAGAAUAUCUGAGACCUCGUUAGCUGUGGAGGUGUUAAAGGAUCUGCAGUCUUUUUCACUGUUGAAUUCAGUGAAAGUUAAUUUUGCAGCCAUUUACUUUAUCUUUACAAUUAAAGUGAGUUUAGCUCAUUACAAGGAGUAAGGUCUCUCAGUGCACACAGUCUCAUGAACAGGUCUAAACCUGGUUGCCUUUAAUAUAUUUAAAGCUCUUAGUUCCAACAAAUAUUAGUCUGAAUGGGCUAAAAACAUUUAUUUUUUUUCUAUAUAUUUUUAUCAUAUAUAGAUAACAUAUUUUUUAUUUAAAGGUGUGCAGUUAAAGUAGAUUGCUCAACCUUAUAUGACGGUAUACUGUGGUUAAGUAAAUUUACUCAUCGAAUAAUAAUCAAAAGGAGAAUGCUUUCAUAAAAAAAUAAAAAAAACAGUCCUGCUUCUUUAGUGUUUUGUACUUUCAUUUUAGCAACUUAAUGCAGUGUGAAAUAAUAUGUUUUGUUAAUACGAGUUUUGUAUAAUGUGUUAUUUUAGAAUAAAUAAAUAUUCAGUAUAUAUUUUGCGUAAUUAAAAUGUUAUCCAGUUGUACUUAAUGAGAUCUGUAUGUAUCUCUAUGCAACUAUUGGUAGAACUUUUAUAUGUGCUGUAUUUCCUUUUUUACAGGCCUCUUUUUCAAAGUUGUUAUGAAGUUAUUUAAUCAGUAUUUUGUGGACUAUCUGACAUAUUUGUGUGGGUUCAUAGGGGCCGACUAUUGUACCUUUACAAGACAAAAAGCCAUGGCUCCUGUUUUAAGAUAAUGAAACUUGUCUGUAAUGCACAGACAAGAAGACUAAUAUUUUAUUAUGAAAUCUAUGUAACAAAUAAAUUCAGUUAACUUAAAUAUUUAAUAGUUCUUUUAUUUCAAUACAGUUGAAAGCAUGUAUGUAAUAUUUUAUAUUGACCUUUUUAUUUUAUAAACCAUCCCUAAACAGUCCAAAACAUGAUUAAAAUGUGUUCUAAAUCACAUUAUAUUAAUAAAGAAUUAGCUGUUACUUCUUACUUUUUUCCAGUGCAGUGGGUGGGGCUAAGUUAUCUGUAUGAAAAUUAACUGUCUACUGGAUAUGACAGUGUAAAUAUUGGGUCUUUAAUGGGUUUUAGAUGAUAUAUAUAUUUUUUUCAAUAAAAAAAGAAAGAGUCACAAGUGAUCAAGUGAUCACUUCUAACCAAUGGAGAUUAAGCUCUGUCGUCAUCAGGGCGUCUCUCCGUUUCCGGCCCCAGGCUGGAGCUACGUCACUUCCUGCCCCAGCUGGAGCUCACCCAGCCGUCUUCUUGUUUGGAAGGGAAAAGCUAGGAGCCUGUACACACACUCACACGCACAUACACAGCAAGCCCCCCUUUCUCUCCACACAAACACCAGUUGACCAAUCCUGCCUUAGAGCAAGGGUAGGACCGCCUAUCUAAUUAACCUACAAAUGCAGAAAUUAAUAAAUAAAUCAAUGCAGAAAUAUGGUAAUACAUAAAUUAAUACAUGAAGAAAUGUGGAAAUAAAUGAAUAAAUUGCAGAAAUAUGUAAAUAAAUAAAUGUAGAAACAAACAAAUAAUUAAAUGCAGAAACACCCCCCAAAUAAAGGUCCAUGCAUGGAAAUAUGGAAAUAGAUUCUUGAAAUCAUUUUAAGUGUGUACUAUUUCGUGAUAAAAUGUUUUUUAUUAAUUAAUUUUCUUAUCUAUACAAUUAUUUAUGCAUCUAUUUAUUUGAUUAUAUAUUUAUUAUUUAUUUGUGCAUUUAUUUGACAUUUUUUGUCCUCCGUAAUAAACUUGUAAGUUACUUUUGAGAUUAGUUAUCCAAGUUAUCCAUAAAGUAAAGUUACUUUUUAAAGGAGCAAUCAGUAAUCAGAUUACUUUUCCAUAGUAACUAUGCCACCACUGGUUACAGCAUAUAUAGUGUGCUAAAACGUUCUAUUCCUUCACAGUUCAGAUGUUAAAGCUGAAAAAAGAACAGCAUGAGUGAGGCACGAUGUACAGCAAUAUUUAAGAACCCAAUUGUCAGUCUUAAUAAAAACAGCCUAAUCUUAAAGGAUAGUUAAGAGGUGGCAAAUGAUAAAACACAUUGUCACACAUAUAAUUACAAAAAUGCCAUAAUAGGAACAUAGAAAGGAAAUGCAAUCAACAUUUUAAAAUAAAUAUAUAUACAUAAUAUAGUCAUAGUAAUAAAAAAAAAAGUUAUAUUGCAGGAUAAUUGUUGCAUAUUGUUGUCUGCCUAAACAAAAAAGGAGCAGACAAAUAAUUUUUUAUUUAAUGGAGAUUAGAAAUAUACAGAUAUAUAGACAUAUACAGUAAAUGCAGUGGUUUAUCUGAACUGCAGAGCGGUAAACUACCACUAUGUGUCGCUGAAACAUCGUCUCUCUUGAAAAGUUCUGAAAUUAAAGUUACUUUAAAUAAGGGGGGAGGGGGGCGCAUGCGCAGAGCUGAACUUGAAUCGAAAGUACCUGGAUGCGUUUUGUUCCUGCGUGAUCAACAAAUGCCCAAAUGGCGAAUAUUCCCCCCAAACUACAAGUGAGGACGGAACCGGAGGGUGGUCCUGAAAAAGACCUUUAUACCCACAUUGCUGAACAUGGCGAAUAUGCUCCUCGUAAGCUGGUGCGGUCUAGCAGCAGUGAAAUUGAACAACCAAACAUGUCUCUGAGGACAAUGGUGUUGGUGGGGAAGACUGGCACAGGAAAGAGCUCCUCUGGAAACACCAUCCUUGGCCGAAAGGCUUUCAAAUCUGCCACAAGCAGCACCUCCGUCACAGGAGAGUGCAGGAAGGAGGCUGGAGAGGUGUCUGGGAGAAAGAUUAUAAUGGUGGACACUCCAGGUCUGUUUGAUACAGAUCUCUCUGAAGAAGAACUGAAGGAAGAGCUCAGUAAGUGCAUUAACAUGACGGCUCCAGGACCCCACGCCAUCAUCUUGACCAUAGAGCUCGGACCCUUCACCAAAGAGGAUCUCCAAACUGUGAAGAAGAUCAGAAAUGUUUUUGGAAAGGAAGCAGACAAAUACACCAUCAUCCUCUUCACUCACGGAGAUGAACUGAAAGGUGGUAUGGGUAUUGAUGGGUAUGUCAAACGACGUGCCAAUGAUGAACUCCGUCAGGUCAUCCAGCAGUGUGGUAAGAGGUACCACGUCUUUGACAACACUAAAAUGAACGACCGCUUACAGGUUGUGGAUUUCUUAGACAAAGUGGAGGAGAUGGUGGUCCGUAAUGGAGGCGAGUGCUACACUAACAGUGUGUAUCAGGAUGUUGAAAAAAGGCUCAGACAAAAGGAAGAAGAAUUACGAAAACAUCACAAGAAGAAUCUGGAGGAGCAGAAGUUGAAGCUGGAAUCCAAGUUCAGAGAGGAAAAGAGGAAACUAGAAAAUCUGAAAGUAUCUGGGGAGGAAAAAGAGAGGAAAAGUAAAGAGCUGGAACUUUUAGAAGAACGGAAGAAAAGGGUUAUGACUGAGUAUGAACGGUAUUAUGAUGAGAAGAUCACAGAAAGCAGACAAGAGGCAGAACAAACAGUGUUUCCUGAGACUGUUCUCAAGGAAAUGGCAAAUCUCAGCAUCUGAGUUUGUAUUGUAUAUAGAGGCCUUAUGUAUAUAUCUAUAUAUAUAGAGGGGAUUACUGUAAAUCAUUGUAAUUUGUGGUGUCAUGACAAUGUAAUAAAUCUGUUUUUAACUUUAAAACAAAUUUGAAGGAAAAUUCUUCCAUAGAUGUGAAGAAACUGAGUAAAUGGAAGCUAGACCCAAUUAAGACCAGUCAAAGCAAUGUGCUUCAUGUAAUAUGACAAUUGCUUAGCAACCUAUGUAAUGUAUUAAUUGCUGUAGACAUGCCUACUACUGGCUUUUCUGAAACUUCAACUGAGAAAACAUAAACAUCAGUAAAACUCACAAAUUAAAUUACACACAGCAGAAUAUCUGAGACCUCAACUGUGGAGGUGUUAAAGUCUCUGCAGUCUUUUUUACUGUUGAAUUUAGUGAAAUUUAUUUUACAGCCAUUUACUGCAACAUCUACGCUUAUUUUUACAAUUGAGUUUAACUCAUGACAUGGAGUAAGGCAUGUUAGUGCACACAGUGUCAGGAGCCGAUCCAAACCUGGUAGAUAAUUGCCUUUCAUACAUUUAAAGCUCUUAGUUUUAAGGGGUAAAACGUUUUAAUUUUUUUCUAUUUAUUUUCAUCAUAUAUAUAUAUAGAUAACAUAUUUUGACUGGAAAUGUAUGCAGUUAAAGUAGAUUGCUCAAUCUUAUAUGACGGUAUACUGUGGUUUAAAAAAAAACUUUUCCUGCUUCUUUAGUGUUUUGUUCUUUCAUUUUUAGCAACUUAAUGCAGUUUAAAAGAAUAUGUUUUGUUUAUGAGUUCUGUCCUAUUGUAUAAUGUGCUAUUUUUGAGUAAAUAAAUAUUCAGUAUUUUAUCUUAA
Molecule: messenger RNA, 6619 nt
Organism: Astyanax mexicanus (Mexican tetra)
Lineage: Eukaryota; Metazoa; Chordata; Actinopteri; Characiformes; Acestrorhamphidae
Product: GTPase IMAP family member 7-like
Exons: 4
Coding region: 4714-5772 (352 amino acids)
Molecular function (GO): GTP binding
Source: RefSeq, a predicted model, not a curated record